AUGCAAAAAGAAACUUUUCUGAAUGAAAUGAGUCUUCUUAUAUAUGCACCCAAGACAGCUGCUUUACCACUUCCCACCAUUGGAGGACACAGUGAGAAGACAUCAGUUAUGAUCCAGGAAAGGGGCCUCCACCAGGCAGAGCCUGCUGGUACCUUCAUCUUGGACCUCCCAGGCUCUAGAACUGUGACAAAUACAUUUCUGUUACUUACAACAUUUGACCAAAAAGAAGUUUUGGGAUUUGGCAAGGGGUACUCCAGCUCUGGGCUCCCUCACGGAGACCCACCGUGGCUGGAGCGGCUCUGGAGAGUGAGAGCGCGGUGGGGCGAGGCGGAGAAGAGGCCUUCCGGAGGACAUUGGCGCUUACUCGUGGCGGAGCUGAAGAGUUCGGCUUUUCCCGCGCGCCGCCUUCGAAAACUGCCCGCCGUUGACGGAGGGGUCAACUGGGAAACUCUCCCCCUCUGUCUGCGGCCUCCAGCCGAGCUCGCCGCCCGAGGCAGCGUGGAUAGGUGGGAAGCGCACUGGACCCUGGCCCGGAGCCGCCCCACUGGUGCCCAAGGUGAUGCGGGUGGACCAGGAGCGUCUCCUGGGGACCUGCGCCUCAGCUGCUGGCCCUGCAGGGCGAGCCGGUAUUCGUGCAGCUUACUUAAGCUGGUGCUGGGCGCCGCAAACCAGGCCCGAGAGGAGCUGAAGCACCCGCACCACCACCCACAGGCGCAACCGCAGCCUGUUGUGGUAGAAACCGACCCAUCAGCACCAAGCUCACAGCCUGGAAGUCCCGAUAGACAAGCAGAGAUGGUGCAAAGUAUAACCCCACCGCCAUCCUCUGCUGCUACAAUUGCUUUCAAACCGGCCAUUCAGAAUCCAAAUUUACCUACCUCCCUGCCAGUCAAUUUGCAAAACGUCCAACCUGUCAGAUACAAUAGAGCAACCGCGACUUGGAGAAAGGCCACAAACACUCCUGCCAUUAUCCUGGCUGCACAAAAGUUUAUACAAAGUCUUAUUUAAAAGCUCACCUGAGGACUCAUACUGAUGAGGAGCCGUACAAGUGCACCUGGGUAGGCUGCGACUGGAGUUUUGCGUGCUUUACCGAGCUGACCCACCACUUUGGGAAGCAGGCAGGCGCCAAGCCCUCCCAGUGCAGAGCGUGCGACCCCAGCUGCUUGCACUCUGACCCUAGCCCUGCACGGGGAGCAGCGUCAGACCCGAGCUGUUUGGACAUUGGCAGAAUCUGGAAGGCUCUCUGGAAUGUCCAUGACUUUCCUCAAGCCAGCAUCAUCUCCUGACGG
This is a messenger RNA of Oryctolagus cuniculus (rabbit), 1286 nucleotides long. The record is from RefSeq and is a predicted model, not a curated record. Lineage: Eukaryota; Metazoa; Chordata; Mammalia; Lagomorpha; Leporidae.